AGAGAUCAUCGCGGAAGUUCACAAAGACCCACGGCUUUUAGAACCUGACACUUGUGUCAGCUGCUAUUCGCGUGUUCAACUAAGAUUCUUCCGUCCUUCACAUCGAUCAUUGUCUCCUUCGUAGACUCUGAGAACAGUUGCAUGAUUGCCGACGAGUUCUCCCCGACUGCCUAGGGUUUCUUUGUAGAAAACCUUCAAUAAGACGACCCAAAUAUCCUCGCCAUAGAAACCUUCUAGAUCCCGCCAUCGCCACGAGAUCAGACUCCGAUGGGUAGUCUCCGUAGCCCACGGGAAAGCUCGUCACUUUAUCUACGAGGAGUUCUUCCUUUGUUUUCUAGAACGUCCGGAGAAGUCUCAUAACGCCAAAGUAUUCAUGGCAACCCCUUUCAGUUGCCAGAGUUAGCGAAGGUUUAAGAUGGAGGAGUCUUCCUUCAACAGGUUCCAGGCUUCCUUCGGUCGACUGAAGCCCUAAGGUAUCGAUAUAUCUGUCCCAGUGCUUCCUUGGUGACACCUAGGAGUUUAGACAUUAGUAAAGCUCAAACUAGUAGUUAAGCUGUGCGGAGAGUUUGCGGCCCUGGUAGAAGAAUCAUUGCACGUAAUGUCGAGGAAGAGGAACAGAACUCGGCGCCCGAACGCUCAUGCCAAUAAUCGAAGGGGACCGCGAACUGUAGGUUUCGAUGGCGACCACCUCAUGCAGGUCGACCCGCCCCUGACGAAAAACCGUAACCCGGCUAACAGGAGAGGAGGCAAUAACAAAUCUUUCCCAGCUCGCGGUCGAGGAGCACAGCCAUACCACAAUGGCAACAACCACGCCCCUGGCCCCCGUGGCGGUCAAGGGCAAAGGCAUCACAACAACAACGCUUCCAACUCGAAUCCGAAUAAACGCAAGCACCGCAAUAACAACCACAGCAACACCCCCAAUACGCCCUCCGACUUAUGCUCCGACAUCGAUAUGCACCUCGGCACGCCGCCGCCGCCGCUCCCUUUCACCACAUCGCCCUUCUCAGCCUCCUCGCCGCCAUUCUCGCUAACUCAUCACGCCAACUCCAACUCCAACACCCAUUUCAACGGCGGAGGUGGAAGCGGUGGAACGAACAAACGGUUCUGCACAGAAUGCAGUGCGGUGCGGCGCGCGAACCUGCGCUUCCGUAACUGGGCGGCGCGGGCUAUCCGCGCGUGCGGCGAGCGCUUCCGCGAGUGGGCCGACGACGCGGGCGUCGGCUUCGAGAGCGCGGAUGAGAUGGACUGGCAGCCUGAGCCUGUUAUUCGGGUUUUGUUCGUGCGGCCUCCUAGUCCUACUCCCGCUUCCGCUGCCGCUUCUUAUCCCUUUGCACAGCCUUACGCUCAACCUUAUACUGGGCAGCGUAAGCCUAGUUUCGGGACGCAGGCGCAAGGGCUGGAGGCGGAGCAGUAUUUGGAACAUCUGCGGCAGCAGAACGGGGUGAACGUAUGGGAAGGAGGUGUAGGAAGUGUAAACAAUGACCCCAAACCCGGGCCCUGGCCCUGGCCGCCGUUCAACUGGUACGAGAACCCCGCCGUGCCGACCUGGUCCGCGCGCGUGCCCUCGACGGGGCUCCCGGGCGUACCUACGACGAUGGAAGACGUGCCGCUGCCCGACUGCAGCACCUUCCACACCAACCCUAACACCAAUGCCCACAUCAACAACAUCUACGCCAAAACUAACGCGUACACCAACAACGCCAGCAGCAUACCGGAUCCAAUGCCCGUCUCAGGCUUCGGCCUGCUCGGCGCAGGGUGCGCCGGCUGCGCGGCCGAGGAGCAGGAGUCGAGGUUAGGCUGCGCGUGGAGCGCCGCGGGUGAGCAGCCGUCCAUCCCGGCGCGGGCGCCGCCGCAAGCGCCCGCCGUGACGAGCACGUGCGGGCCGGCGAGGGUUGGGGUCGGGGUCGGGGUGCCUUCCGCUCGGCCCCUAGGCGCGAACUUUGCUACGUACCGGAGUACCAGUCGGAAGACUUCGAGGGAUUCGGAUGGUCCUUAUUGAGUAAGGGCUCCUGGGUAGCUAGCGGGGAGACGGGUAGAUGUAGAUGAAGGAUUGUUGUGGGCGGGGGGAGGGGGAUUUUGGGAAGAUGAGUGUUCGCGUUUUGCCUCGAGAUGCCACGGGUUGGAGGUUCAAGGUAUGGGUGCUUGCUGUUAACCGGUCAAGUAUGCAUCAUUUGCUCAAUAG
Molecule: messenger RNA, 2182 nt
Organism: Annulohypoxylon truncatum
Lineage: Eukaryota; Fungi; Ascomycota; Sordariomycetes; Xylariales; Hypoxylaceae
Exons: 1
Coding region: 599-1999 (466 amino acids)
Source: RefSeq, a predicted model, not a curated record